Molecule: messenger RNA, 2355 nt
Organism: Acipenser ruthenus (sterlet)
Lineage: Eukaryota; Metazoa; Chordata; Actinopteri; Acipenseriformes; Acipenseridae
Product: protein shisa-5-like
Exons: 8
Coding region: 342-1049 (235 amino acids)
Source: RefSeq, a predicted model, not a curated record
UAGUGACUGUUAGGCCUACUUGUAGCUCACGUUUUGGUUAACGUUAGCAACUUCUGUGGCUUGAGAUUGCAAGCUAACAGUAAACGGACAGGAAAUGGCUCUGACAGGACGGAUGCAUGCAGAUAGGCUACGAUAUGAAUUUGUGGCUAGCUAACGACUAACGUUAGAUGGAUAUACGGAAAUUCUUCGAGAGGCAGUGCCAGCAGCUCUGCCGAAGGCAAAUCCGUUUGGGAAAAAUAUCAAUGUCUCUUUACGGCAAAGGGCGUGCAAAAAUAUCUUACACAACAGUGCUACAGUUAAGAAACGAAAGUUAGAUUGAGAAAGCGACCGAUCACGAAGCAAUGACGGGGAAGAGCUCUUGUGUUCUUGCAGUCUUAUCUGCAGUUUUUAUACCACUCGCCUUUUCUGACAGUUGUAUGUCCUAUGUUGACCAAUAUAAAAAGUGGCGCAGUGAGGAAUACUGUGGUUUUACUCAGUUCUGCUGUGGAGACUGUGAGAGACGAUAUUGUUGCGGCAAUUAUUUUUCUAAAUUUGAUAAAGAUGCACAAAUGAAUUGUCACACAAGUAGGCCCAAUGAUGCUCUGGAUUUGCUGGAGCGCUUCAACAAUGUGAACAGAUCGGGAAUGUCGAUCGUGCCCAUUUGGCUGGCCAUCGUGAUCGUCGUCGUCAUCAUCAUCAUCAUCAUCAUCUCGUGCUGCACAUGCUCCUGUUGCUGUCUGUACAAAAUGUUUAGAGGAAGCCCAAGACCGGUCAUUGCACCUAAUGCAACAACCACUACUACAGUGAUGCAAGUGCCAUACCAACAGCAGCCUACUGCAACUCAGACUUACCCUUGCGCACAGUACUCAGCCUACCAGCAAGUGCCAGUCCAGGUGUUUGGGGCCCCUCCUACCUAUCACGAGGCUGUCUCAGUUGGUAUGGAAGCCUGUCCUUAUCCCCCAGCCCAGCUGGGAUACAACCCCAACCAGCCCAACUGCAACCUUUCUGGGGCUGUCUACAACCCACCCUACAACCCAGCCUACAUGGACCCACACAAGCCAGGCCACUGAAAUGGACCUCUGCAAAUUCCAAAUGUAUCAAUACUGUUGAUCUGCUUCUGCUGUCCGUGUAGGAAUAUAGUGACAACAAGAGAACUUUAUGAACAUGUUAUCCUUGGAUGUCUACAACAACAACAAAAAUGAUUCCUGUUUUUUUGGAAUAUUUUCUGUUUGCUUUUUAUUUGCCUUCUAAAAAAGCAGCUCAAGUUUUCCUGUCCAGCAAAUUAUUUAAAGUAGAUUAGAAAAUAUUGUUUCAUAGAUAGAAGUAUAAAACUUUGUUGGUUUAUUCCAAUUAUUAUUGCGAAAGAGAGUAUUUAGAAGUCCAAAAUUGUAAUAGAUAGAUAGGUAGAUAGAAACACACCCAUCUUAUAAGGUCCAGUGAUACACACAUUAUUGUGAAUAGGAUAAUACUAGAAAUCAGUGUUUGAAACCGUGCUCCUGUAGAGAUUAUUGAUACAUGUGUCCUUGCAACUUACUCUGAAGUUGUGAUGGUUAGGGAAAAAGCAAAUGCAUGCCAAAAGGUGUAUUUUUUUUUAUACACCAGCAUCUGAAUUGCUAUUGUGAAACAGAAGAUCUCAAAAUGUCUCAUUACCCACAAAUGUUAUACACACAUACAUUGUUUUGUUUACAAGCAAGUUGAUUUAUUUUAGUUAACAGUUGUAACAGUAUUGUCAGUCACACUGCAGUGCAACCUGCAGGACAUUGAAAGAACUGCUGUGUAUUUUGUGAGGAUGAUCUUUCUUUCCAUUGUUUCAAGAUCGGAUUUAAUUAGCCUGUUACAGAACAUGUUGUCUUCUUCUGCACUGUUUACUCAGGUUUACUGGAGACUAUUCCUUUUUUAAAUUCAAAACCACUCCAUUUCAACUUUUUUAUGGGGAUGACAGAAAAAAAAAUAUACAGGAAAUGCCUUCCUUUUUUAGGUAAUAAAAUGUCACCUGGAUGGAGAUACAAUAUCCAAUUCAAGCUUUAAAAUAACAAGUAGGUCUUAAAUCAUUAUCCGUAAAGGCAUGUUUUAGGGGUCACUGUAAAGUUGAGUCACUGGGUUGCUUUCUUUGUGUUUUAUAUGUGAAUCAAUGAAUACUGAAAUCGUUCUCUCAGUCAUAGACAUACCUGAACUGCCUUUAUAAAGUGCCUUUAUUGUGCCUGUAAUACCCAUGCUUCUGACUUUAUACAUAGCUGUUUGUUGUCAUAUUUCCUUGUGCCUGUUUAUUUCAUGAACACAUCUUUACAUUGUAAACAGAGAAACUUGUUUUUGCCUCAGCUCUGCAGAACAAUCUUGUUUUCCUAAAUAAAGUCAACAUGUCCAUUUUUUCCCCUA